Phacochoerus africanus (Common warthog) is the source of this 2316-nucleotide messenger RNA. RefSeq names its product neuronal tyrosine-phosphorylated phosphoinositide-3-kinase adaptor 2 (gene NYAP2). The transcript has 6 exons. NCBI's taxonomy places the organism in Eukaryota, Metazoa, Chordata, Mammalia, Artiodactyla, Suidae. Bases 1 to 2160 code for a protein of 719 amino acids. The record is from RefSeq and is a predicted model, not a curated record. Gene Ontology annotation, biological process: phosphatidylinositol 3-kinase/protein kinase B signal transduction; neuron projection morphogenesis.
AUGAAAGCCUCCAAGAUGAUGAGUUCUAAUCCUGAGGAAAGCCCUUUGGACACCUUUCUCCAGUAUAUUGAGGAUAUGGGGAUGAAGGCCUAUGAUGGCUUGGUUAUUCAGAAUGCAUCGGACAUUGCUCGAGAGAAUGAUCGCUUGAGAAAUGAAACAAACCUGGCCUACCUGAAGGAGAAGAACGAAAAACGCCGAAGACAGGAGGAAGCAAUAACACGCAUAGGCGGAGAAGUAGGGCGAGGCCACGAAGGAAGUUACGUGGGCAAACACUUCCGCAUGGGUUUCAUGACGAUGCCUGCUCCCCAGGACAGGCUGCCUCAUCCUUGCUCCAGCGGCUUUUCUGUGAGGUCGCAGUCGCUGCACUCAGUCGGGGGCACAGACGAUGACAGCAGCUGUGGCUCCCGGAGACAACCACCCCCCAAACCCAAGCGGGACCCCAGCACCAAGCUCAGCACGUCAUCGGAGACAGUCAACAGCAUGCCAGCCAGCAAGGGUGGGAAAGGCCCGGAGCGGACCGAAGUGUCAGCCAAACCAAGACCCCACAGUGAUGAAUAUUCAAAGAAGAUCCCUCCUCCAAAACCCAAACGGAAUCCGAACACUCAGCUCAGCACGUCUUUUGACGAAACAUACAUCAAAAAGCACGGGCCCAGGAGGACGUCGCUCCCACGGGACUCUUCUCUCUCCCAGGUGGGCAGCCCCGCAGGGGACCCAGAAGAGGAGGAGCCUGUGUACAUCGAAAUGGUGGGGAACAUUCUCAGAGACUUCAGGAAGGACGAUGACGACCAGAGCGAGGCCGUCUACGAAGAAAUGAAAUACCCCAUUUUUGACGAUUUAGGCCAAGACUCCAAAUGCGACCUUGACCAUCACAGUUGUUCUUCGCAGUGUGCUACUCCCACGGUGCCUGACUUGGACUUCGCCAAGUCCUCAGUGCCAUGUACUCCAAAGGGUUUGCUCUGUGACAUCCCCCCGCCCUUUCCCAACCUGCUCUCUCACAGACCCCCGCUGCUGGUGUUCCCGCCAGCACCCGUGCAGUGCUCCCCCAACUCAGAUGAGUCUCCGCUCACUCCGCUGGAGGUCACAAAGCUGCCUGUGCUGGAAAACGUGUCUUAUAUGAAACAGCAGGCCGGGGCGUCGCCAUCCUCCUUGCCAUCUCAUGCCUCCGGCCACUCCAAACUGGAGAAAGACCAGGCUGGGGCCCUGGGACCUGUUCCUGCCGCCUCCGUGCUCUCCUCAUCCCCUCCCCCGCCUUCCACCCUGUACCGAACGCAGUCCCCCCACGGCUACCCCAAAAGUCACUCCGCCUCCCCAUCACCGGUCAGCAUGGGAAGGUCCCUGACCCCGCUCAGCCUCAAAAGGCCUCCGCCCUAUGAUGCUGUGCAUUCAGGCAGCCUCUCCAGGAGCUCUUCAUCAGUGCCUCACUCGACCACGAGACCAGUGUCGCAGGACGGGAGUAAGAUGGUCAAUGCCGCAGUGAACACCUACGGGUCAGCUCCGAGUGGCUCCAGGUCCAGAACACCCACGAGUCCUUUGGAAGAACUAACCAGCCUCUUUACCUCCGGACGCAGCCUGCUGAGGAAGUCAUCCAGCGGCCGUCGUUCUAAAGAACCUGCAGAGAAAUCAACAGAGGAGCUGAAAGUCCGGAGCCAUAGCACGGAGCCAAUACCAAAGUUGGACAGCAAAGAGAGAGGACAUCAUGGGGCAUCUUCCUCCAGAGAGCCUAUCAAAGCUCAGGAAUGGGAUGGAACUCCUGGACCACCAGUGGUCACCAGUAGAAUGGGACGAUGCUCUGUGAGCCCCACCUUGUUGGCAGGAAACCACAGCUCAGAACCGAAGGUCAGCUGCAAACUCGGCCGGUCGGCAUCCACAUCAGGUGUGCCCCCUCCAUCAGUUACUCCUCUCAGGCAAGCCAGUGACCUGCAACAGAGCCAGGUGGCAUGCAUGCAGUGGUUUCAUGGAGACCAUACAAUGCUUGAGAUGAUUGAGAAAAAGCGUUGCUUGUGCAAAGAAAUAAAAGCUAGACAGAAAACGGAAAAGGGCCUUUGCAAACAGGAUAGCAUGCCUAUCCUACCCAGCUGGAAGAAGAAUGCAGGUGCAAAGAAGUACAGCCCUCCACCCUAUUCUAAACAGCAAACGGUGUUCUGGGAUACCGCUAUAUGACCCUGUGCAGAAUGGCGUGAGCUCCACAUUGCUUAACACGAAGAGGGAGGUCGACUCGGUCACGUGAUAAGUAACUGUUACAUAUCUUCUCAGUCAGAAUGGAAUGCCAGCGCUUCCCUGGAAAACCCAUGGGAAGUUGUGCCUAUUAGCGGCAAG